AUGUCACAGUCAAUAUCACUGAAGGGUUCAACAAGGACAGUUACAGAAUUUUUUGAGUACAGCAUUAAUUCCAUUCUGUACCAAAGAGGCGUAUAUCCAGCAGAAGAUUUUGUAACGGUGAAAAAGUAUGAUCUAACACUACUUAAGACACAUGAUGAUGAACUAAAAGAUUAUAUUCGGAAAAUCCUUUUACAAGUUCACAGGUGGCUUCUUGGUGGAAAAUGCAAUCAACUGGUACUAUGUAUUAUAGACAAGGAUGAGGGAGAGGUGGUGGAAAGGUGGUCCUUCAAUGUGCAACAUAUUCCCAGCAGUAGCAACGAGCAGGAGGAAAUUGUGGAUUUAAAUACAACACAGUCACAAAUCAGAGGUUUGAUCAGGCAAAUCACUUCAAGCGUUACCUUUCUGCCCGAACUAUCGAAAGAAGGUGGGUACACAUUCACAGUACUAGCAUACACAGAUGCGGAUGCCAAAGUCCCGUUAGAAUGGGCCGACUCCGAUAGUAAAGAAAUACCUGAUGGAGAAGUGGUUCAAUUUAAAACAUUUUCUACAAACGAUCAUAAAGUCGGGGCGCAGGUCAGCUAUAAAUAUUAA
Saccharomyces paradoxus is the source of this 591-nucleotide messenger RNA. RefSeq names its product spindle checkpoint protein MAD2 (gene MAD2). The transcript has a single exon. Gene Ontology annotation, cellular component: kinetochore; nucleoplasm; cytoplasm. NCBI's taxonomy places the organism in Eukaryota, Fungi, Ascomycota, Saccharomycetes, Saccharomycetales, Saccharomycetaceae. Gene Ontology annotation, biological process: mitotic spindle assembly checkpoint signaling. The coding region runs from base 1 to 591 and encodes 196 amino acids. The record is from RefSeq and is a predicted model, not a curated record.